Messenger RNA from Ananas comosus (pineapple), 2171 nucleotides. Its product is annotated as beta-amylase 1, chloroplastic-like. The record is from RefSeq and is a predicted model, not a curated record. Gene Ontology annotation, molecular function: beta-amylase activity. Lineage: Eukaryota; Viridiplantae; Streptophyta; Magnoliopsida; Poales; Bromeliaceae. Gene Ontology annotation, biological process: polysaccharide catabolic process. Bases 138 to 1817 code for a protein of 559 amino acids. The transcript has 4 exons.
CCGAAACAAACGUGAACGAAGCGAAACCCAGACCCACCCCUGUUUUUUUAUUUUAAUUUUUUUCGCUGUUCCUUACUUUUUUUCGUGUACGUACACAAUACGAAGCUCUAUCGAAGGAGCUCGCAGAAGCGAAGCGUAUGGCGGCGAUCUCCGCCCCACCGCCGCCGCCUUCGACCGCCGCCGCCGCCCGCGCCAGAGCCCGUGCCUGUGCCCCGCCGCUCCUCGCGGCUGCGCCGCGCCGCCGCGCUCUCUUCGCCUCCCGCGUCCGCUCCUCAAAGAGCCCCAACGGGUCCCUGGAGGACUCCUCCUCGUCCUCGUCGUCGUCGUCGUCGUCCUCCUCCUCCUCUUCCUCCUCCUCAUCGGGCGGGGGCGGCGAGAUCGAGCACGCGCCGCCGCCGCCCCGGCGGUCGGGGAGUGGGGCGGCGGUCUUCGUGGCGCUCCCCGCCGACGCCGUCGGGGCCGCGGGGCGGGUGGCGCGGCGGAGGGCGAUGGCGGCGUCGUUCGCGGCGCUCGCGUCGGCGGGGGUCGAGGGCGUCGCGGUGGAGUGCUGGUGGGGGAUCGUGGAGCGGGACGGGCCCCGGGUGUACGACUGGUCGGGGUACCUCGAGCUCGUCGCCCUCGCGCAGCGCCACGGGCUCAAGGUGCGCGCGAUCAUGGGGUUUCAUAGCUGCGGCGCGCACCCCGGCGAUCCUUUCUGGAUACCUCUUCCAAAAUGGGUACUUGAAGAGAUGGAAAAGGAGCCAAAUUUGGCGUAUUCUGACAGGUUUAGGAGAAGGAACAAGGAAUACAUCUCACUGGGAUGCGAUACUCUUCCUGUUCUCCAGGGCCGGUCACCGAUUCAAGCUUACUCGGAUUUCAUGAGGAGCUUCCGAGACACUUUCAAGGAUUUCCUUGGGUCUAUUGUAACAGAAGUUCAAGUAGGGAUGGGUCCUGGAGGUGAACUCAGAUAUCCUUCAUGCCCUACCGAGAAGCUAAUGGAAACGACCAGCGAACCUGAACUUGGUGAAUUCCAGUGCUAUGAUAAGUACAUGCUUGCAUCACUGAGUGCCUCUGCGCAACGUGUCGGAAUGCAUGAGUGGGGAGACAGGGGUCCACCCGAGACUAGCCAUUUAAAAGAAAAUACUGAGGAAACAGAUUUCUUCAGAAGCGAGGAUGGCUCUUGGAACACACCAUAUGGUCGCUUCUUCCUCGAGUGGUAUUCUGGCAUGCUCCUUCUCCAUGGGGAGAGGCUAUGCAUUGCUGCCAAUUCAAUUUUCUGGGGCACCGGAGUUUCUAUAUGUGCAAAAAUAGCAGGAAUCCAUUGGCAUUAUGCUACGGCUUCUCACCCAUCUGAACUAACCGCGGGAUAUUAUAAUACCUUAGUUAGAGAUGGUUACCUCCCUAUUGCCCGAUUACUCGCUCGAUAUAACAUGACUAUAUGCUGCACGUGCUUCGAUUUAAGAGAUCCGGAGGAUAGGAUAAACCGUAAGAGUAGUCCAGAAGGGUUUCUCCGCCAACUUGUUGCAGCUGCUAGAGCGUAUAACUUGCCACUAACAGGGGAAAAUUCUCUCACUAAGCUGGAUGAUAAUUCAGUGAAUCAGGUCAUAAAGAGCUCGAGGCUCUAUUCAAGCGGCGCCCAUGAGAGUUCUCUCUCUUUUAACUAUGUGAGAAUGAACAAAAACUUAUUCGAACCUCAGACCUGGAACAGGUUUACUAAAUUUGUGAGGCAGAUGUCUGAUUCCCGAACUUUUCAGGCCAAGCUAGAUUUCAGAAAUACAUCAUUCCUCUCUUCCUUGUCGUCAGUGGAGGAGACUGGGCGUUCGCUUAUCCAUGCUUAAGAAGAGCUUUGGUCCUUUUUUUACCUGCACCGAGCGCCAAUUAAUGCUAAUUUAUAUAGAAAAUUGAACCUGUGGCCCUUUUUAAGAUGCCAGAAGAGAUGAAAGUCUGUAAUUGUCCUUUAUUGCGUUAGUUUGUACCUGUAAUAUGUAUAUAUCAGUUCCCAUCUAAUCGCGUUGGCUCUGUUAUGUUUUUUCAUUGUUCUUUUUAAUGAACCUGGCAUGAAAUGGCUAAUAUUUAUGUUGGACAAUUUUCCUGAGUAUGGACAAGUAGGCUGUUUAGUAUCUUUUUUAUCAUUUGAAACUAUUUGGAUUCUGAUAUAAUUAACAUUUAUUCGGAGAUGUGGGGUGCAAAAA